UGUAGUCUCUCUUUUACUGGAGCUGCAACAAAGACCCAGGAAAAAUAAAGCGGAAGAACUGAAAACCAAAUGAAACAAAUCUAGAAAAGAGAAGAGUGACAUAUGGUACUGUCUUGGUGAGCAAAACAGACAUCUGCCAUUCCAAUUAUAGUACUAGCAGUAUAUUGUAGGAUGAACUGAAGCCAGGUUAAAAAUAUUCCUAAAAGAACAGGAAAAGAUGAUGGCAAAAGUGAAUGGAAACUGAAAGACUAGGAAUUGGAAUCAACGUCACGUUCCUCCUAAGAGACCUCAGCAUUUAGCAGGUUGGGGGCGCCUUAUUUCUGACGUUAGGAGUCCCUGGCAGGAAGUCAACGUCCAGGAUCAGAUGCGGGGGACGGGAUCCUAGGCUCCUAGUGGCGCGGAGGAAAGGUGGUGGUAAUCAAAGCCCUGGGUGCGUUUUCCUAGAAGCCUCCAGCGCUCCGCCACCUGUCUGGAGUCGGCCCCCUUCUCGGGCGUCUCCUCUCCUGAGUUUCCUCCUCAUAGGCUUGUCCCUGGAGUGUGGGCGGCCCCAUUCCUGAGCGCUUAAACUCUCACUGCUCCCCCCUCCCGCCCCUUCCUCCUCCUGCACACCAGCCUUUCUCUUUGCCUCAGUCACUUCCUUCCUCAGCCUCUUCCUCCCCAGUGCAUUGAAGAAGAUAACCAGUCCGGAUCGACGCUGCCCUAGUUUUUCCUCGGAAAAGAAAAGAAGCCGGAGAGGGCGCUUCCUUUUGGGGCGCGCCGGGGCGCAUCGACCACCGGGGAGCGCGAGCCGGCAGCGCUGGCAACGGACUUGCGGAGACAAAGGCUUCCGGGAUGCCGCCCUUCCCGGGGAGGCCGCCCCGGCGCCCGCCGUACGCCCCGGAGAAGGGGCCGAACCCCGCGCUCCCCAACUCUGCACUGGCAGCAAUGAAUGUGGAUCACGAGGUUAACCUCUUAGUGGAGGAAAUUCAUCGUCUAGGUUCAAAGAAUGCUGAUGGAAAACUAAGUGUGAAAUUUGGGGUCCUCUUCCAAGAUGACAAAUGUGCCAACCUCUUUGAAGCAUUGGUAGGAACCCUCAAAGCUGCAAAACGAAGGAAGAUUAUUAUGUACCCAGGAGAGCUGCUUUUGCAAGGUGUUCAUGAUGAUGUUGACAUUGUAUUGCUGCAAGAUUAAUGUGGUUUGCAUAGCUUUGUUUAUUAUUUUUGUGUGUGUGUUUCUGAUAAACUGGAAUGUUAAGUCAAAGGACAAACAUUUGAGCAUACUUAAUGUAUUUUUAUAGAACUUUGUAAACAAACAGGGACUCAUAUUUUACAAGUCUGUCCUUUUUUAUAUCUUGAGAGCAAAUUUAUGUAUUACACUGUAAAAUAAACAAAACCCAUUAUUUUUCUCAGGAAUCUGGUUGGAAAAUGUAGGCAGUGAGGCUUUUUUGGUUGGGGUGAGAUUGUUUCAUAAAUCAUUCUUAGACAGUUUCUACAGAUAUUUGACAUUCUGUGAAAUCAAGAAGCAAACUUGAAAGACCAGCUCCCACAAGGAAUAUUAUAAUCUUUAUGUAAUAAAAACAUGUAACUCUC
Camelus dromedarius (Arabian camel) is the source of this 1568-nucleotide messenger RNA. RefSeq names its product ABRA C-terminal like (gene ABRACL). The transcript is spliced from 7 exons. The record is from RefSeq and is a predicted model, not a curated record. Bases 832 to 1170 code for a protein of 112 amino acids. Lineage: Eukaryota; Metazoa; Chordata; Mammalia; Artiodactyla; Camelidae. Gene Ontology annotation, biological process: regulation of actin filament-based process.